AUUCACCCUCAUAACAUUUACCUGCUGCGUGGUGUGUGCAAUGUGCGCGGUGGUGAACUGUUUAUUAUCAAACCGCAUUGGUGCGUGAUAGCGUGGUGAGUAGUGGUUGGAAAAGGGUCGUUGGCGUGACAACCACACAAUCAAACAAAACAAAUCCCUACGAACGAGUCUGUCGUAAUUUAUUCUAUAAAUAGUAAACGUUUCCGGAGUUCAUUCGUCUUGCACCGACGUAUUGUGUCGAUUGAUUUAACAUUAUCAUUAUCAAUGGCGGCCAUUUUAAAUUUCAUUCAUGAGUAUUAUUAAUUUCCGCUAUUGCCAUCUAUAGGUGUUAAUAGAAAUGAAUAUUACUUAAGUAUGUAGUACAGAGCGUAAGCUACGAAGACUAUGGAUUCUGUUCUUGUUUUAAUAACGGUAUUGAGUCAGUUGGUGGUCGGUGUGGUCCGUGACCGACUCAACUUGAAUGGAGUUGCAUGUAGAAUCAGUCAUCUGUGAUGUUGCCUCAGUUCACCUGGAGAAACAGGUAGAAGAAGCACUGGAGCGGAAUAAAUUUGCUUCCCGAUGUGCGCACAAUGUUUGCUUAUUGCUCGAGUUGAUGACAUUUACCUUUAGUUGUUGGAAAUAAGUUAAAUGAUGUUAAUUGAAGUGAAAUAAAGAAACAUUGUGGACAAAAACACAAUGGAUCCAGGAAUAAUAUGCUUCCAACAUUGUGGACCAAAAGUCUUCUGCAUGAAUCUAACAGAAAAGUGCCCUACAUGCGAAGAAGAUCUCUCAGAAGCAAAAUUUCUAUUGAUGCCUUUUAGAGUUCCGUAUCCAUUUGUACGAGCAUCACAAUAUCCUUGUGCAGUUGUUAUCAAACCCACCGUUGGAGAUUUCCUCAAUGAUUACUACAAUUCAAUGGAUCUUCACAUUGGUGUGACAAAUUCAUCGGGAUUAAUCGUUGAAUUUGAUAAGCAUGGUUUGCGUCGUCACAAGAGCAAAGAAUGGGAUCAAUGCUUGUUGUUGGAUCAAGUUGACACGCCGUGGCGGGAGCAUUGGGAUAAUGUGCUUACAACAUUCUGUAAGGAUUCUUGCUGGACAGCCAAAGAUUACGACGAGGAUGCGCAUAAUUGUUAUUCGUUUGUUUUGUGUUUCUUAUGCGCGUUGGAUUAUGGAACAUUGAGCACCGCAGCGGCUAAUCGUUCCUUGUUCUGUGAACAGUUUAUUGUUGGCCGCACGACUAGUGCGGGAAAAUAUAUAUCUUUGUUUCGGAAACUUAAGGAGCGGUGUUUCUAUGUACACAAGGAAUAGGAAUAGUAUUAUUUAUUGUUGGUAAUAAAUAUUGUUGGGUAUUUA
Molecule: messenger RNA, 1332 nt
Organism: Dalotia coriaria
Lineage: Eukaryota; Metazoa; Arthropoda; Insecta; Coleoptera; Staphylinidae
Product: MKRN2 opposite strand protein
Exons: 4
Coding region: 676-1287 (203 amino acids)
Source: RefSeq, a predicted model, not a curated record